This is a messenger RNA of Seminavis robusta, 807 nucleotides long. The record is from the annotation of a GenBank genome assembly. NCBI's taxonomy places the organism in Eukaryota, Bacillariophyta, Bacillariophyceae, Naviculales, Naviculaceae.
AUGGCAGAACCACAAUGCUAUUGUCCUUCCCCAGAAGAAGAAGAUGAUGAAUGGCAAGGACAACUCAUGGUGAGCGAUAGCAUGAACAUCCUCCUCAAGCCAGAGGAUGAAACCGAGACGGAAAGCGAUGACUCGCAACAAGAUAUUUUGGAGAUUAUCGAAGAGUUGCCAUUGGAUGGGGAAGACGAAUUUGACACUCCAGCAAGUAGCACUUCCAACGAGUUUUCCUUGUCCAACAUUACAUUUGCCCUAGGGGGUGCCAUUCAAGGAAGCGCCGCCACAUUGGGGAAUGCCACGGACAAAUUGCGACAAUCGCUCAUCCCGUCGGCGGCUCCUUCUGCUUCUCCUGCCAAGGCCAACAACAAUCCCCUCAAUAAUUCGCUCAGCAAUCUUCGUCGAUCAUCUUCCCACAACAACAAGAAGAACCGAAAGGUCGACUUUGGUCCCUUUGAAUCCCGGGCCGUUCGAUUGCAGUAUACACAGGAAGAUUUGUUUGAGAUUGUCGAUGAUCCGGCUCAAUUCUACGAACUACAAAAUGCACUCCGCAGUCUAGGAGCCGUCACCAAUACACUCGUCCAACAAAAGUUGCAUUGGUAUAUCAAAAACAACAAACGAGAACGGGCGCGUCAAGCGGCAUUGGAGGAGGAAGCAUUGCAACAGCAGCAAGAGCAAGAACCAACGACACCACCCACCGAAUCCAAAGUGAUGAAUGGCGAUGAUUUGUUGGUCAAAGCAGGUCUGCCACCCAUUGCCGAAGAAGAGGAAAGUCCCAAGAGCGUCCGAGAGAUCUUUGUUCCGCUCAGUUAG